Messenger RNA from Penaeus indicus, 3718 nucleotides. RefSeq lists its product as uncharacterized. Bases 1781 to 3718 code for a protein of 645 amino acids. Gene Ontology annotation, molecular function: nucleic acid binding. The transcript is spliced from 8 exons. Gene Ontology annotation, biological process: DNA integration. Lineage: Eukaryota; Metazoa; Arthropoda; Malacostraca; Decapoda; Penaeidae. The record is from RefSeq and is a predicted model, not a curated record.
AAAAAAAAAAAAAAAAAAAAAAAAAGUAUCAAAGGGAGUACCUCAAGGCUCACGUUUAAGUCCAUCACGAUUCAACAUACUAAUGUCAGAUCUGAGCCUCCCAAAGGAAACCUGUAAAAUAAUUUAUGCAGAUGACGUCACACCAGUUUCCUGAAACAAAGAUAUUUUAAAGGCUACUAACAUCUUGAAAAGUGCAGUUAAAAACAUAAAAGAAUGGACUGAUAGAUGGGAUCAGAAAAUUAAUAUAACAGAAAGUAAACUCCCGUGUUUCACCAAUGAAUGAAUUCCAACCAUACCAGAAAUUAGUAUAGAUAAUGAAAAACUAACAUUCACAAAUAACCAUGAUAUAUUAGGAUUAGAAUUUGAUGCCCCAAAACUAAAUUGGAAAUCACAUAUAAAUGAAAUUAAAACUUCAACUCAAUAAAGAAUAGAUAUAAUAAAAAACUAUCUACAUUAUCAUGGGGAGCAAAAAGGGAAACACUUGAUAAGAUUUUAUAAUAUCUAUAUGAAACCAGAAAUAUAUGGUUCCACAACAUAUGGAACAGUAAAAAAUACAGAUUUAAAAAAGUUAGAAACUAGACAAAAUAAAGCAACAAAACUAGCCACAGGUUGUUUUAGGUCCACUCCAAUAAUAGCUUUACAAGCCUUAACAAAUACAAUCUUCAGACAAAUAAAACAACAAGAAUGUAUUCAAAUGGAAAAAAAUGUACAAAAGCAAGAAACUAUGCCAAUUAAAAAAUUGAUAACACAGUCAAUUAGGGAAUAGAAAAAAAAAAAGUUAUUUCUACCUCAGCAGCAAUUUACAUCAAAGACAAAAACAUGACAACAAUCAGGAAAUUACAGAAAGAAUCCCAAAUGAUAGUAGCCGAGUUGAUUGAAAAACUCGGUGAUAUACACAGAUUCUAAAUCAUCAGUUCAAUGCGUACAAAACACUAAUCCCCAAAACUACAAACACAUUAUAUUUGAGAUACAAUCAAUAAUUUGUAACCUAACACAAAACAAACGACAGAUAAUAAUACAGUGGAUAUCAGCACACAAAAACAUGAAAAGUAAUGAAAUGGCAGACCUUGCAGCAAAAAUAACUCAUAAUAUAAGCUUUAAAUAUAACCAAAGACAUUUCAAAUGUAAUAAAAGAAGAUAAAAACCAAAAGAAUUGGGAAGAAUAUUUGAAUAAUGCCCUAGAUGCAAAGAAUUACUAUUCAUAAACCACCAGCCCCCAACCAAGGACAAGAUCAAAAAAUAGAAAAUUACAAUAAAAAUUGAAACUGAUCUUUUAUGCAAAUUUUUUUUUAGUAAAAUUCAAGAAGAAGCAGAGGAACACCUUUUCCUCUACUGGACAAUUUUUAGUUCUAGUAGAGUGAUAUUGCCAGAAGCAUUAAAGAAAAUAAAAAUUAAUUAAUCCAAAUGUAAAACUUCUGAUUACAGGAGAAGAUCUGCCAGAUGAUCAGAAGUCCUACAUACUGAGAAAUACCAAAAUAUUCAUACAUAAAACAAAAAUUAUAGAUAUAAGAAGGAGAAAGAUUCAUAAAAAGGUUUCAGGGGAUAUAGAUAAAAAGAGUGAAACCCUAUAAAAGAAGAAAGGAGAGAGUGAAGCUGGUUGGUUGUCGCUGAGAUCUUGCAUAACAGACAACAAGAUGAAGAGAAAGUCAGACAGAGAAGAUUAAAAUAAGAAGAGACGUGUGUAGUGUUAAAAGCUCAAUAGAAAAAAAAUAAAGAGAGAGAAAGAGAAAAAAAACGUAUAAACUGAGAAAAUAAGAGAAAAUUAGCAUUGUGUGUGAAAAUGGCUGGGAUGACAGAGGAGCAAGACCAGUUCGAGGCAGAUUUUAGAGAGGAGUUAUUCCAAAAGUAUCGGCAAUGUCCGAAGUACUUGAUGCCAGAGAAUGUCUAUUAUAACACCAUUGAAGAACUGAAGACUUCAGCGCAGAACCCAUCAUCCAAGUCUCGGCGUAUUUACUACAUUCUCCAGAAGUAUGAAGUUCUUAAGUGUGGAGACAGGGAAAAGCUGAUUAAGAAACGCAAGAGUGUAGAUGAAUCCCCAAUCUACUAUGUGACCAUCGAGGAUACCUAUGACAUCAUCAAGAGGGCACACAUUGCGACAGGGCACGGUGGACGGGACAAAAUGAAGUGCAGUCUUGGGGCAAAGUAUGCUAACAUCACCAAAGAAGCUCUUGAAUUAUUCAAGUCUUAUUGCACCACAUGCCAAGAAAAGAGGAAGCAAAGUAAGACUGCUGGGGUUGUUGUGAAGCCCCUCGUGAGCAAUGAAUUGAACUCGCGUGGCCAAGUUGACCUUGUGGAUAUGCAGUCAUUGCCUCAGGCUCAGUUCAGGUGGGUCAUGGUCUACCAGUGCCACCUCACCAAGUUUGUCAUACUUCGAGCACUUGCAUCGAAGAGAGCUGCUGAAGUUGCCUUUCAACUGCUAGACAUAUUCCUUCUGUUUGGACCUCCUGCCAUACUGCAAAGUGACAGUGGUUCCGAAUUCACAGCUCAAGUCAUCUCAGAGUUGAAAGAACUUUGGCCACAACUCAUCCUGGUCCAUGGGAAUCCAAGGCAUCCACAAAGCCAGGGUUCAGUAGAACAAGCCAAUGGGGACAUCAAGGACAUGUUGCGUGCAUGGAUGGCAAACAACAAGACACACGAUUGGGCUGUCGGCCUUCGUUUUGUUCAGUACCAAAAGAACUCUGCUCAUCAUUCCAGUAUCAAGCGCACUCCAUUCAAAGCAUUGUUUGGCACUGAUCCUAGGGUGGGUCUGGCAUCAUUGAGACUUCCUCCAGAGGCCCUUGAAAGAUUACAGUCAGAAGAUGACCUGCUCAAUGGAGUUCUUGCUCAAGAUCCCCAGCCUCCUCCAGCAUCUGCAGCACCAGCUGCCACCUCUCAGCCAACACCUGUCCAAGACCCCCAACCAUCACCUCUUACAAAAUGCCAAAAGAUCCUUAUGGAUAGAGAGUGGAUGACUUCAACUGCCAUCAUGGAUGAUCAAAGUUUAGAAACAAAACUGCAUGAUGAGAUAGUCGAAUUCAGUGCUGUUAAGGAAGAAUAUACUGAAGACAUCAGUGAGGAAAAUUACCCCAGAACGACAGAAAUAAGUGAUGAUACAGAUGAAGAGAAUGCUGUCUAUAUAAAGGCUGAAGAUGUGCAUACAGAUAUGUGUCCAGUAUCAGUAGAAACAAAUUUUGCAAAUAUGGAAGGAAGUGAAAGUGACUCAGAUGAUGGAGAUCCAUUACAUGUGGGACCAACUGUGAUUAGUGACUCUGGGGACACAGACCCUUCAAAUAGUGAAGAGGCAACCCCAGAGGUGGAUCAUCGCAAGGUAAAAUAUAAAAUGUUAACAAGCAAAGAAGUGAAACCAUAUAUCUGUAAAGUCUGCAGUAAACCAUUCUCUUUGAAAGGCAAUCUAGUUCAGCACAUGAGUGUUCAUACAAAGGAGAAACUUUUAGUUGUGAUGUCUGUAGCAAAUCAUUUUCUUGGAAAAAAGGAGCAGUUGGUGGAGGCAGGAAACCAGGUGAGGCACAACCUGGAAAUGCUAGGAAGUCAAGGAAGUAGUAGUAUGAGUGAGGCACCAACUUUGUGGUUCUUGCUGAGGGAAUCAGGGGCUUCAGUGAACAUAGAUGAACAUAGAAGGAGAGUAGACAAUUCACACCAACUCCAAGUGUUUAUCCCUGUAUUCCCUGAGACUGGUAAGACUGUACAGAACAUUAUGGUUGUAGUGAUGGGGACAUAA